AUGCCGCCGCUGCUGCUCUUGCUGUGGCUGUUGCUGCUUCCCCACUGCUCUGCCCGCCAGACACGGCAGCCCAAAUGCCCAUUGAACUUGCCAAGGAAUGAAAUAGACCCAGUGAAUUUUUACAGGCCAGGAGACCACCUCAUUAGCGGGGUGGUCACUCUGUCACAUGCGAAUUUUCUGCAUUACCUUUUCCGGCAGCCACCCCUUUCCAGAUAUGAUGUCUCAGUAUCCGAAUCUCACUGGCUGGUUCUGUCCUUCCUGUUUGCCAUUCGGGACGUCAACCGGAACCCCAACCUCUUACCCAACGUCACCCUGGGCUACAGCGUCUACGAGAACUUUGGCAGUGCAAGAAUGACUUACAAUGCCAUGAUAGAUCUGGCAUCCUCUGGGCAGGAGAACAUCCCCAACUAUUCCUGUGGGCCACCGAACACGGUGCUGGCUGUCCUGGAAAAUGCUGCGACCGAAAUCUCCGUCCUGAUAGCGAAUGUGAUGGGCAUCUACAAAAUCCCACAGAUGUACCAUUUUCUGAAAAACUUCUGGCUUUCCAACACUUCCAUAGAGGGAGUGCAUUUGGACGAGGACGGGGACCUCGCAGCUGACCUGGAUAUUGUGAAAUCUGUGACAUUUCCCAAUGACUCCCUUGAUGUCAGGACAAUUGGGAAUAUGAAGAAAACAUCAUCUCAAGGCGUUCUGUUCAAUAUUGACAAGGACAACAGGGUCUGGCCCAGGUGGAUUCACCAGACUGUGCCUCGUUCCAGGUGUAGCAAAAGCUGCCAGCCGGGAUACGCAAAGGUGAUUCAGGAAGGAAGCCCAGUCUGCUGCUAUGAUUGCCAUCCGUGUGCAGAAGGGACCAUCUCCACGCAGGAAGAUGCAGACCACUGCGACAGAUGUCCAGAUGUUCAAUAUGCAAACAUGAACCACGAUCGAUGUGUCCCCAAAGUCAAAACUUUUCUGUCUCUUGAAGAAAAUUUGGGCAUCGUUCUGACUUUCUCUGCCUUCGCCCUCUCUCUAACCACCACUUUUGUGUUUGGCCUCUUCAUUAAACAUCGAGAAACUCCAGUGGUCAAGGCCAACAACCGAGACCUCACCUACGCGAUCCUCCUCUCUCUCCUGCUCUCCUUCCUCUCCUCCUUGAUAUUUAUUGGCCGGCCAACAAAGGUCACCUGCCUUCUCCGACAAACCUCCUUCUUCAGCUGCCAUUCUUCUCAGCUGCCGCUCUUCCGGCGGUUGGCCAAAACGCAUCACUGUGGUGUUGGCAUCUUCAUGGCUCAAUGGCCGGGAAUGGGGUGCGAAAAUGGCUUGGGGAAGGAGGUUGGCCAGCUGUAG
Molecule: messenger RNA, 1326 nt
Organism: Sphaerodactylus townsendi
Lineage: Eukaryota; Metazoa; Chordata; Lepidosauria; Squamata; Sphaerodactylidae
Product: vomeronasal type-2 receptor 116-like
Exons: 5
Coding region: 1-1326 (441 amino acids)
Biological process (GO): G protein-coupled receptor signaling pathway
Cellular component (GO): membrane
Molecular function (GO): G protein-coupled receptor activity
Source: RefSeq, a predicted model, not a curated record